Molecule: messenger RNA, 822 nt
Organism: Cucurbita moschata (crookneck pumpkin)
Lineage: Eukaryota; Viridiplantae; Streptophyta; Magnoliopsida; Cucurbitales; Cucurbitaceae
Product: signal peptidase complex catalytic subunit SEC11C-like
Exons: 8
Coding region: 127-669 (180 amino acids)
Cellular component (GO): membrane; signal peptidase complex
Molecular function (GO): peptidase activity
Source: RefSeq, a predicted model, not a curated record
GGGACGACUGAACCCGCGAAAUCCCGAAUAGUAAAAGCUCGAGAGAAGUUCUUCAAAAUCAAGAAAAACCCAGUUUUCAUUUCCAUUGAUCGAUCGCAUUAAACCCAAUUGAAGAGAGUAGCCGACAUGGGUUGGAUUGGAGAGACCAUCGAGUCUUUCAAAUCCAUCAAAAUCAGGAAGGUUCUAUCUCAGGCCGUCAGUUUUGGUUUGAUCGUUUCAAUGGCAUCGAUGAUUUGGAAAGGGUUGAUGUGCUGGACUGGCAGUGAGUCGCCUGUGGUGGUUGUGCUCUCUGAAAGUAUGGAACCUGGUUUUGCUAGGGGCGACAUUCUCUUCCUCCACAUGAAUGAAGAUCCAAUUCGUGCAGGGGAGAUCGUUGUGUAUAAAAUUGAGGGACAGGUCAUUCCAAUCGUUCAUCGUGUAAUCAAGGUCCACGAGACCAGAGAUACAGGAGAGGUUUACAUACUUACAAAAGGUGACAAUAAUGAAUUUGAUGACAUUCUACUGUACGCUAAGGAUCAGCUUUGGUUGGAAAGACAACACUUAAUGGGGAAAGCCAUCGGUUUCUUGCCAUAUGUUGGAUAUGCAACAAUUAUCAUGACAGACAUGCCUAUAAUCAAGUACAUAACUAUUGGUAUAAUGGGAUUGCUGGUCUUAACCUCCAAGGACUAGUGAAUAUCAGAAUGGCUUUACUCUUUGAUUUAUACCCAAUUUCAAAGGCAGGAAGCGUUUUGAGAAUGGCUUUACUCAGAUCAUUUGUUUUUCAUAUGGAAAUCAAAUAUAGAAACAAUUCUAUAUUGCUUCUUGUAAUACAUACGUUUCAAA